GCCUCAGGACAGGCACUGGCAGGCGGGCUGGCGGCGCUGCUUUUGUGUGUUAGGCUCCAAGGUGCUGGAGACCACCCCUAGCCCGCGGCCGCGUCCCCUCGCGCUCCCCGGCCCCUCCUUUCGGCGUUUCCAGCCCCCCUGCUCAACUCUGCGUGCCAGCUGGGGGAUCGCUGGUUCGCUCCCCGCACGCCAGGAGGAGGGGCGAGGGCCGGCAGCCCCCUCCUUCGCGUGUGGCGCCGGAGCCUAGCCCAGCCCCGGGGACCCGCCGCCGCUGGUCAUGUGGGCCGGACUGUUCCUCCGGGCCGCCUGCGUCGCGCUCUUGCUGACCCGGGCCCCGGCCCGAGGCUACACCGGGAGGAAGCCACCCGGUCAUUUCGCGGCGGAGAGACGCCGGCUGGGCCCCCACGUCUGCCUCUCUGGGUUCGGGAGUGGCUGCUGCCCUGGCUGGGUGCCCUCCAUGGGCAGUGGGCACUGUACCCUGCCUCUCUGCUCCUUUGGCUGUGGGAGUGGCAUCUGCAUCGCUCCCAAUGUCUGCUCCUGCCAGGAUGGAGAGCAAGGGGCCACCUGUCCAGAGGCCCACGGACCGUGUGGGGAGUAUGGCUGUGACCUUACCUGUAACCAUGGUGGCUGUCAAGAGGUGGCCCGGGUGUGCCCUGUGGGCUUCUCGAUGACAGAGACAGCUGUUGGCAUCAGGUGUACAGACAUUGAUGAAUGUUUAAGCUCCUCUUGCGAGGGCCACUGCGUGAACACAGAAGGCGGGUUUGUGUGUGAGUGUGGGCCAGGCAUGCAGCUGUCUGCCGACCGCCACAGCUGCCAAGACACUGAUGAAUGCCUAGGAACCCCUUGUCAGCAGAGAUGUAAAAAUAGCAUCGGCAGCUACAAGUGUUCCUGUCGAACUGGCUUCCACCUCCACGGCAACCGGCAUUCCUGUGUAGAUGUAAACGAGUGUCGGAGACCACUGGAGAGGCGAGUCUGUCACCAUUCCUGCCAUAACACCGUGGGCAGCUUCCUGUGCACAUGUAGACCUGGCUUCAGGCUCAGAGCUGACCGCGUCUCCUGUGAAGCUUUCCCAAAGGCUGUGCUGGCCCCAUCUGCCAUCUUGCAGCCCCGGCAACACCCUCCCAAGAUGCUCCUCCUGCUUCCGGAGGCAGGCCGGCCUGCCCUGUCCCCAGGACACAGCCCUCCUUCUGGGGCUCCAGGGCCUCCAGCAGGAGUCAAGACCACCCACCUGCCAUCUCCCACCCCACCACUACCCAUGUCCUCCCAUUCUGACCCUACGAGGGUGCUCUCCACUCCGAUGGCUACCCCAGUGCCUACUGCCUCCCUGCUGAGAACGCUCAGGCCUCCCUCACUCCUCCAGGGGGAGGGGUUGGGGACCCCUUCCUCACCGAGGGGCCCUGAGGUCCCACGACUAGCAACAAGGCCUUCUCCCUGUUGGCACCUGGGAGCCAUAUAUAAAUCAGGGAGCCGCUGGACUGAGCCUGGGUGUUCCCAGUGCUGGUGUGAGGACGGAGAGGUGACCUGUGAAAAGGUGAGGUGUGAAGCCGCUUGUUCCCACCCGAUUCCCUCCAAAGAUGGGGGGUGCUGCCCCUCAUGUACAGGCUGUUUUCACAGUGGCGUUGUCCGAGCUGAGGGGGACGUGUUUUCACCUCCCAAUGAGAACUGCACCGUCUGUGUCUGCCUGGCUGGGAACGUUUCCUGUAUUUCCCCCGAGUGUCCCUCUGGCCCCUGUCAGACUCCUCCCCAGUCUGAUUGCUGUACUUGUGUCCCAGUGAGAUGCUAUUUCCAUGGCCGGUGGUACUCGGAUGGGGCUGUGUUCAGUGUGGGUGGUGACGAGUGUACCACCUGUGUCUGCCAGAAUGGGGAGGUGCAGUGUUCCUUCAUGCCAUGUCCUGAGCUGGACUGUCCCCAAGAGGAGUGGUGGCUGGGCCCUGGACAGUGCUGCUUCACCUGCCGGGAGCCCACGCCCACAACAGGCUGCUCUCUCGAUGACAAUGGGGUUGAGUUUCCGAUUGGACAGAUCUGGUCGCCUGGUGACCCCUGUGAGUUAUGCAUCUGCCAGGCAGAUGGCUCGGUGAGCUGCAAGAAGACAGACUGUGUGGACUCCUGCCCUCACCCCAUCCGGAUCCCUGGACAGUGCUGCCCUGACUGUUCAGCAGGCUGCACCUACACAGGCAGGAUCUUCUACAACAAUGAGACCUUCCCGUCUGUGCUGGACCCGUGUCUGAGCUGCAUCUGCCUGCUGGGCUCAGUGGCCUGUUCACCUGUGGACUGCCCCAUCACCUGUACCUACCCUUUUCACCCUGAUGGGGAGUGCUGCCCCGUGUGUCAAGACUGCAACUACGAGGGGAGGAAGGUAGUGAAUGGCCAGGUGUUCACUUUGGAUGAUGAGCCUUGUACCCGGUGCACAUGCCAGCUGGGAGAGGUGAGCUGUGAGAAGGUCUCCUGCCAGCGGGCUUGUGCUGACCCCUCCCUGCUCCCUGGGGACUGUUGCUCCACCUGCCCAGAUUCUCCAUUUCCUCUGGAAGAAGGACAGGGGCUGUCCCCUUCUGGAGAUGUGGAAUUCAGCAAAGUUGCUCGGAGCCCCCGUGGAGAUGCUAAGGCCCCUGUCAACUGUAGCUCCUGCCCAGGGCCUCUGUCAGCAUCACCCCUGAGGCCAAUGCUCCAUCUUCUCCAGCUCCUCUUAAGAACAAACUUGUCUAAUACGCAAACUUUACCUCCAGGCCCCUCACGGGCUCAGGUUUCACCCUCACCCACUUUGGGGCCAGGGACCACUUUCCCAGGGGAGCCAAGGGCUACCCAGUUUUCUCGACUCCCACCAGGGCCUUUGACCCCUUCAGGAGCCUCCAUUCUACCUCCAGCCUCUCUGGGGACUCCUCAGCCACCUUCUGUGACUCUGAAGGGCUCCUCCUCAGACUCUGGGCCCCAGACAGCAUCCAGGUGGCCUUCUCUGCCUGCUGCCCUCCUGACUGAAGCUUCAGCACUUUCCACAAUGGACCCCACUCCAUCGGAGAACCCCAUCACCCUCCUCAAGUCUCAUACCUCUCCCACCACCUCCAGCCUUUCUUCGGCCCUUGCUGCCACCGUCCGUCCUGGUCCCCGGUGGCCCUCAGCAGGGACCUCAAAGGGGGAAGAGUCCACUGAGUAAGCAGGUCACUAUGCCUGGGAGGCUCUGGACAGAAGAGACUCUGCCAGUGGCCUGUGGCAUGUGCAGCAGCCCCUGCCAGGAUGUACUUGUGCAGGGCUCCUGGUGGGGAUGGAAGACCCCCAGCUGGAUGUGACCUUGUUCCUGAGGAGUGUUAGGAAGGUGCUGAAAGAAUUAAGCAAGUGGUGCUCUCCACUGUCAGCAUCCUCCCUGGACCACAUGCUGGCUCGUCUUUAGAGAAAAUUCAAGGCUGCCAAGCUCUCUUCUGGAGGAAGAGGAGCAGAUAGGCCGGGAUUCCACUGGGACUCUGCUACCAGUCCUCAUAUGUCCUCUACUGAGGUUUCCCGAUUAAAGCUUGUCUCAGUUUC
Otolemur garnettii (small-eared galago) is the source of this 3513-nucleotide messenger RNA. RefSeq names its product von Willebrand factor C and EGF domains (gene VWCE). Bases 278 to 3148 code for a protein of 956 amino acids. The transcript has 20 exons. The record is from RefSeq and is a predicted model, not a curated record. Gene Ontology annotation, biological process: cellular response to virus. Gene Ontology annotation, molecular function: protein binding; calcium ion binding. NCBI's taxonomy places the organism in Eukaryota, Metazoa, Chordata, Mammalia, Primates, Galagidae. Gene Ontology annotation, cellular component: cytoplasm.